CAUUUUUUCUAAGUUCCAGAAACUAACUCCAUGAUUUUCCUACGUCAACUUUGGUGCUCAAUUCAUAUAUUGCAUCUUCCGAUGAUCUCCACAUCCCACUUUCUUUCAAUCCCUACCGUCCAUUCUCAAACUUCAGUUGACAUUCCCGCCAUUUCCUUCUCCAAGAAACCAUAUCAUGCCGCCAAAAACAACGACCGUUUUCACCAAAUCUCUCUCACUUCUCCCUCCUACUCGACUCAGAUCAUUAACAACCGUUCCCGAGUCAACUCACUUAACCGAUCCCCACUCAACCCAUUCUUUCUGCUCCAGAGCCCUAAACUUCUCUGCCAAAAUGGGUUUUCUUCGUGAAGGAAAACAAGUACAUUCACAUGUUAUAAAGUUGGGAUUUUGUAAUGUAUUGUCCUUGCAAAAUCAGAUUUUGAAUGUCUAUAUAAAAUGCAAGAGCUUUAAUUAUGCGCACAGAUUGUUUGACGAAAUGCAUGUGAGAAAUGUGGUUACAUGGAAUACUGUGAUUUGCGGGCUUGUAGACUGCAGGGGCAGUGAUUAUGAGUCAAGUGUCUACAUGGGUUUUUGUUAUUUCAGGAAAAUGCUGCUCGAUAAGGUAGGUUUUGAUGCUAUAACUCUUAAUGGGUUGCUUCGCGCAUGUCUCGAGUUAAACGAUGUCGAGAUUGGUAGAGAAUUGCAUUGUUUUAUAGUGAAAUUGGGUUUUGCAGUGAAUAGUUUUGUCAACAGUGCUCUGGUUGAUUUGUAUGGGAAAUGUGGAUUAGUCAAGGAAGCGAGGCGUGCUUUUGAUGAAGUAUACUGUAGAGAUUUGGUGUUAUGGAAUGUGAUGCUGUCUUGCUAUGCUAUGAAUUGCUUAGCUGAAGAGGCUUCCGGUUUCUUUAAGUUAAUGCAAGAGGAGAAUUUUAUGACAGAUGGUUUUACAUUUUCUAGCAUACUCAAUUCAUGUGGAACUCAGGGAUCUUGUAACCUAGGAAGACAGAUCCACGGUCUUGCUAUCAAACUGUCUUUUGAUUUAGAUGUAUUGGUGGCUAGUGGCCUUGUUGACAUGUAUGCAAAGAGUGAAAAUAUAGAUGAUGCUCGGAAGGCUUUUGAUGGGAUGGCUGCUAGAAAUGUAGUCUCUUGGAAUACUAUGGUUGUGGGUUAUGGUCGCCUUGGAGAUGCGGGGGAAGCUAUGAAACUUCUCAUUGGAAUGUUUCAAGAAGAUUUAAGACCUGAUGAAAUUACUCUGGCUAGCAUUAUUAGAUCAUGCAGCAGUGCAUUGACCUAUUGCGAAAUUAUGCAAGUCAAUGCUUAUGUACUUAAAAAUGGUUUCCAUGCCUUUUUAUCAAUUGCAAAUACUUUAAUAAAUGCAUACUCCAAGGGUGGUAGCAUUGCAAUGGCACUUCAGUGUUUUAGCACAGUUAUGGAGCCUGAUCUUGUUACUUGGACUUCACUUAUUGGUGCGUAUGCAUUCCACAGUCUUCCAAAAAAAAGUAUUGAUACUUUUGAGGAGAUGUUAGCUGAUGGUGUAUGGCCAGAUCAAAUUGUCUUUCUGGAAGUCCUUUCUGCCUGUAGCCACGCAGGGCUAGUAAAUGAGGGGCUUCAUUACUUCAGUUUAAUGAAAGAUUAUCAUAUUUGGCCAGGUUUAGAGCACUAUACUUGUCUCAUUGACCUUCUCGGUAGAGCCGGUCUCUUGGACGUGGCUUUUAAUAUUUUGAAUUCAAUGUCAAUUGAGUAUAGCUCAGACACCUUGGGAGCAUUUAUCGGGGCAUGUAAAAUCCAUGGAGACGUAAAAUUAGCUAAAUGGGCCGCAGAAAAGCUUUUGGAAAUGGAGCCAAACAAGCCUGUAAAUUAUACUCUUAUGUCUAGCGUCUUUGCUUCUGAAGGUCACUGGCAUGAUGUGGCAAGAAUACACAAACUGAUGGGGGAUAGGUGUGGUCACGGAGUUCCAGGUUGUAGCUGGAUGGAAUAUGCUGGUGCCAUAGAUGAAGUUCCUGUCAAAAUUUAAUCGGUGUAUGGUAUGUUAGGGAAUGCCCCAUGGGUAAUACAGGAACAAUAUUUUCUUUCCCAAGUACAUGCCAUGCAUGACAAUGUUUGUGAUGAACGUGCACCCUAGCUCCCCUCAUCUGAUGCCUUGGCUUGAAACAAGCUUCUCGACUGGUGAAAAUGUUUUGAUAGCAAGGCUGACCCCCUUUCAUCUUACUGGGCCUAGUGGGGCGAGACGGUCCAAAUAUAGAAGGCAAGUUAAACCGCGACUCAGGUGUUAAGCUUUUUGCUCACUCGAGUGUCAUUGAACAAGUGGCUCAACUAAAAUCUGAUCGUAGUAUGCAUCUUUGAAGUCAUUUGGAUAAUUCUCAUACUGCAAAUAUCGCAACAUCCUUGCUAGAAGUAUCUUCCAUACGUCCUUUUCUUUGUGUUGCUGACAUCAGCAUUUGUUAGGUAAUAGAGAUCCAGUAUAGAAACAUCACCCGCCUUCUACCACUAAAAGUUGGUUGGGUUCUGAUUGAAUUGUCACAUCUCCCUAGUAACAAGUCAAAUUACCACCAAUCCAUUUUUUUAUUUGUUGUAAAACAGGUGUUGGUGGAAAGUUUCCCUUUAAACUCUGGCAAUCUUCAACAAACUGCAAAACCCUGUCAUUUUCCACUGCCAUUUCAGUACUCAUCACUGUUUAUAACUCUGACAAUCUCCAUCCUAACUGCACAGACCAGUUGAUUGACUUCUAAUCAAAGAGUUUCUAUCUUCAUGUGCGGUGCACUCUCAUGAUAUAAAUGUUGUUUCUAUGUCUGGUAAGCUCCACUUCUGUGGUGGAUUUGUCUGGUACGAAUUCUGCACAUGCAAAUGAUUUGGAAAUAUUCUCCUCGAACUGCAAUCAGUAAUUUAGCCAAUGCUCUUUAAAGCUGCAAGCAAUUUUAAUUUUAAUUCCCGAACAUAAUACAAAAUGAAUAGUCUGAAAGGAGUUUCUUUCCUCAUGGACACGACCUCUCUUUUGCAACGGCUAUCAUAUUUUUUCUUAAUCUGGGAGGGUAUGGUAGAAUAUAAUCAAAUUAAUGUUUCUGUCAUAAGAGUUAUUAUGCAUUGUUUCCGUGUUAGUGUGUGAAACUGGCUUGAGGAACAAAGAAGGUAGACAAUCCAGAUGAUUUCUUGCUUGUCAGUAACGGAAUUUGAGGUUUUUGUGAAAUCUAUUAUCCUAGGAUCUGUGGGGCCUGCUGAAGUGAUCAACCACUCAGCUUCUGUUUCUGAAGUAGUUUGCAAGAAUUCUUGAUCAACUAAACGUUAUACUCUAUUAGGGUUUUUGGUGUGAAACCAACUGUGAUUUGGACAGGGAAAGGAUCCAAACUACCAUCCAUUACAACUUGGGGACACAUUGAAUAGAGCACAGACCCUCAAGACACUCUUGAAACUGACACGUGACAGUUAAGUGUAACAUCACAGCCCUUCUCUGUCUCUGUGCAAACUGUCCAGCACAAAGAGAGGCCAAGAUGUUUCGGUGUCUUUAUGAGUGAAAUGAAGGCCACUAGCUGCUACCAAGUGCUGGGAUUUGACUCAGGGCACGACCAAGCAAUAAGAUAACCUUUUCCUUGUGGGAUUUCUGUGGUUCAAUGAGAGAAGAUUGUCCACACUCCCGGCCUCACGAUUUAACAACUUUUUCUAAUUUUUAGAGUGUUGAUAGCGUCAACAACCAACACAUGAUUUUGUUUCUCUGCGGAAUGUCAAUCGAUCAAUCUUUAGAUCCUUUUCUUAACUAGUCAAAAUGUAUUGGUGUCAUUUUAAUCUUAUUCAGUUGUUCA
Molecule: messenger RNA, 3770 nt
Organism: Populus euphratica (Euphrates poplar)
Lineage: Eukaryota; Viridiplantae; Streptophyta; Magnoliopsida; Malpighiales; Salicaceae
Product: Pentatricopeptide repeat (PPR-like) superfamily protein
Exons: 2
Coding region: 176-1990 (604 amino acids)
Biological process (GO): RNA modification
Cellular component (GO): intracellular membrane-bounded organelle
Molecular function (GO): RNA binding; protein binding
Source: RefSeq, a predicted model, not a curated record